CGUAUUUGCUGUAAGUCAGCCUUGAAAAUCAUUUCAUUAUGGUGCCUUGAGUUUAAAAACACUCCCUUUAGUAAAUUUUAUGACUGGUCAAUGCGUCUGUUGACUUAAAACGGACGGAAAAUGAGUGACAGAAUUAACUUAGAUUUACCUCGAUAUGAUCAGUCUACAUAUUGGGGACGGGCUAAACAUUUUUUCACCGUCACCAAUCCUCUGAAUGUCCUGGCCAGUGAGAGCGAACUAGAUCGAGCGAAGGAUAUCUACCUUCGGUACAAGAAUGGUGAAAACAUCCCUGGAGUUAGUGAAGAUGAACUGUGGCGGGCCAAAAACCUGUAUGAUUCUGCUUUCCAUCCUGAUACGGGGGAGAAAAUGCUGCUGAUCGGCCGUAUGUCAGCUCAAGUGCCAAUGAACAUGACAAUCACAGGCUGUAUGAUGACGUUUUACAAAUCAACUCCAGCUGUUUUCUUUUGGCAGUGGGUGAAUCAGUCCUUCAAUGCUAUCGUCAACUACACAAAUCGGAGUGGAAGCACUCCAAUCACACUUGAGGAAAGUGGAGUGUCGUAUGCUUUGGCAACAAGCGGAGCUGUGCUUACUGCACUUGGAUUGAACAGUAUGGCAAAGAAAGCUCCUCCUCUUGUUGGCCGUUUGGUUCCCUUUGCUGCUGUUGCUGCUGCAAACUGCAUAAAUAUUCCUCUAAUGAGACGCAGGGAGCUAAAUGAUGGUGUACCAGUGGUUGAUGAAAAUGGAAACACGUUCGGCAACUCUUCUGAAGCUGCCAAGUCGGGCAUUCUUGCUGUACUCGUGAGCCGUAUUGGCAUGGCAUCCCCUGGCAUGGUGCUUACUCCCGUCUUGAUGAAUGCUUUGGAGAAACGUGGAUUCCUUCGUCGCUUCCCUUGGGCUAAUGCUCCCAUUCAGACACUGUUCUGCGGGCUUUGUCUGACAUUUGCAACACCAAUGUGUUGCGCUCUCUUCUCUCAGAGAGCUGCGAUUGCUGUGGACCAGCUGGAGCCUGAGUUGCAGGAGGAGAUAAAUAAAAUGAAGAACCCACCCAAGGUCGUCUACUACAACAAAGGGCUCUAAAUUAGACCCUGGCUGGACAACUCCGCCUGGAGACAUUUCUGGCAAUACUAGACGUUUUGUGUCAUAUUGACUCACACCUUUCAUAUCGAAGUAAUUAUAUUUUCUGGGUGGGUUAUGGUUGUGUUAUGAAUACUAUAUAGGGUAACCCUGAAAGUGUAAAACGGCAGGGAUCCCUGACUAGGAGUGUACUUAAAUGGCUUUCAGAUAAAUUUUAUCUUAUAACUCCUUCAUGUACUCUUAACUACUUUUUAAAGUAAAGACAUUUCAAGACAUUGUUAUUUCUUCCUGGCCUUUAGCCUUUUGCUUGAGUUUGCCAGGAGAAGAGACGCUUCAUGUUAUUAUUGACAACAUGUUAAAACUCUAUGAAUUUUAAGAAAUGUUUCUUGACAAUAAGUAUCUAUAUGAGUGUCAGUUUUCAUCACUACUGCCAAUGUUAAAAGUCAGCUUUUUAAGAAGACAUGCCAUCAUAUCAAUUAGUUUGAUGAAUCUUUCAUCAAUUGGAUAAUUUAUUCAAAGCUUUGGGGGCAAAAUGUCAUGGGCUAUCUGAUUAUUUUAUCAACCUGUGAUUUAGGUAAUUUUGUUGUGACAUGAGCAUAAAAGACAUUGUUCAUGAACAUUGAAAUUUUAUGGAUGUUGCAAAGUUGUGUUCAUUUUUACUGUUAUUUGUUUUUAUUUGAUGUGAAUUUUGUGUUAUAUGGUUUUGAAAAUGGAUCACAUGUCUAUCAAUUUUUUGCCACUAUUUUGUCAAUUAUUGAAAGCAAUAUUCUAGGCUAGUCCAAUAUAUGUGAUGUUAUGCAUUUAUUGUUGUUUUUUGUCUUGUCUUUGACACAUUUCUCAUUUUAGCUCUACUGAUGAAUGAUGUGUAAUGUAAUUACGUAUUUUAUAAAUGUGUCAUUUCUCAACGCACAGGGAAUUGGUCCUUCUGUGUAGUGAGUCCAACAAAUAACCAUCCAAAAUAUGUGCCAGACAAUAAUAAUGUUAUGUAUAACCCUGACUAUGUGAAAUACAAAAUUUACAAAAAUAUCA
Molecule: messenger RNA, 2103 nt
Organism: Thrips palmi
Lineage: Eukaryota; Metazoa; Arthropoda; Insecta; Thysanoptera; Thripidae
Gene: Sfxn1-3
Product: sideroflexin-3
Exons: 9
Coding region: 121-1077 (318 amino acids)
Biological process (GO): monoatomic ion transport; serine import into mitochondrion
Cellular component (GO): mitochondrial inner membrane
Molecular function (GO): monoatomic ion transmembrane transporter activity
Source: RefSeq, a predicted model, not a curated record